GAUUUAUUCUUCCACUGCAUGUUUAUUCAGGGUGUUGACGGCCCGAAAGCCUACAUCGCAACUCAGGGUCCGCUCCCAAACACGGUCAUCGACUUCUGGAGGAUGAACUGGGAGUACAACGUCGCUGUUAUUGUAAUGGCUUGUCGAGAAUUUGAGAUGGGAAGGAAAAAAUGCGAGCGGUAUUUUCCAUCACGAGACGAGGAGCCCUUGAGUUUCGGCCCUUUCAGAAUCUCCUGUGAAUCAGAGCAGCAAAGAACGGACUACUUUAUCAGGACUUUGACGGUGCAGAAUAACAACGAAACACGGAGGAUAUCUCAGUUCCAUUACAUCAACUGGCCUGAUCACGACGUCCCAUCGUCGUUCGACUCCAUAUUGGAUAUGAUCGGACUGAUGAGGAAAUACCAGGAGAACGACGACGUUCCUAUUUGUGUUCAUUGCAGUGCAGGUUGUGGGAGGACGGGGGCUAUUUGUGCCAUUGACUACACGUGGAAUCUCCUCAAAGCUGGGAAAAUUCCAGAGGACUUUAACGUUUUCCGGUUGAUCCAGGAGAUGAGGACGCAGCGGCACUCUGCUGUCCAAACAAAGGAGCAGUACGAGUUGGUUCACAGAGCAAUCGCUCAGCUUUUCGAGAAACAACUGCAGCUUCUGGAGAGCCCCACCAGCACGCAGAUACAUGAUGGCAUGAACGAAAGCAGUCCGGACAAAACGAGCAUUCAGUCAGACGAGGAACGAUGGGACACUCCGCCGCCUAAACCUCCUCGGAUUCGCAGUUCGCAGGUGGAAGGCGACGUUAAGGAGGAGAUUCUCCAGCCCCCUGAGGCUCACCCCGUCCCCCCGAUUCUCACCCCGUCUCCCCCGUCUGCUUUCCCCACCGUCACCAACGUGCGGCAGGACAACGACCGCUACCAUCCCAAACCUGUCAUACAUGUCCUGGAUACCACGCAGCGCAGCCUGAAAGAGAACGAAGAAGCGAACAAGCAGCAGAACCGGUCCGAAUCCAGACUCAACAAACCUUCCAGCCAAUCAGAGCGCAGAGAUCCGAAUGUACAAAGCCAGAACCGGCAGACCCAGGUCUCGCACCUGGACCUCAAUGACAACUACAACAGCAAAUCCUCGUCGACGUCGACAAAGUCCGAGUCGGGCCCGAGCCAGACUCCGACGCCCUCCUCGCCCCUGUCGCCGGUCGUCGAGUGCUGCGGCGCCCCUCGGAUCGAGAGGAAGCUCAGCAUAGAGAUCAAAAAGGUUCCGCUGCAGGAAGGACCACGCAGCUUCGACACCUCCUCCUCCACGGGAGCCAACAAUUCGACCACCAGUGGUUCCACGCUGCAGAGGGCCCACGCCUUCAAAGCCCGGUCCGGUCAAACCCUGCUGACGUCCAGCUCUUCUCUGUCGGAGGACUCCGGGACGGAGGGGGGGUCGGGCAGAUGCGGAGAGAGCCACUCGGACGAGGGCGUCCUGACCAGACCCAACCACCUUCCCGUGACGAGUGACGGCAAGGAGAAGACGCAAGACGCGAAACCCGGCCACGCGACAUGGACGCACUCCUGCAACAGCCCAGAAAAACCGUUUCCCAAGACCUCCUCCUCCUCCUCCUCGGACAGAGCCGCUCCAUCCUCCUCUUCCUCGUCCCACAUAUCCUCCUCCUCCUCCUCGUCGUCGUCCUCCUCCACUCCUGUCAGGACUGCGCUCAGUUUCACCAACCCCCUGCACUCCGAUAACUCGGAGGAGGAGGGGAACGAGGAGAUGUCCGAGCUGAAGGAGGGUCAUCACAAAAACGUCUCCACGGCGACGGGCACCGUGACGACCUCGCCUCCCCUUGGGACCCAGCAGUCGGUCAGAAAGGUGCUGCCCAUGUCCAUCGCGGGGCAGACCAUUCCAUCACCCUCUGCAAGCCCAACAAACUGCUGGGACAGUGACGACUCUCCUCCCCCUCUCCCUGAGAGAACCCCCGAGUCCUUCAUACUGGCCACAGAUCCCCUGGAAGUGAAAACGUCAGCCUUAGCUGAAUGGAGCUGCUCACAAAAAGAUGGCUCUGAUUGUUCUGAGGCGUCGCCGGCGGUGUCUGCAUCAGACGGCGGCACAGCAGGAGUUAGCCAAGUAGACCUGGGGUUCGGUAACCGCUGCACUCAGCCCAAAGGCCCUCGAGAACCCCCUGUGAAGUGGACAUGAUGGAAGGAUCCAUCCACCAUCGGCUGCUUUUCCUCGUUAGGAUACGGAGUCCUGACUGGUCGGCACAAACAAACAAAACAAAACAAAAAAACAAACAAACAAAAAAACAACAAAAAAGAACAGGCUGGCACACAGGAAAAGAAUAUGAGACUUUUAUUCCUGAGUUUUUGCUCCUCACAGUGUUGACUUCUGUAGAAGCUGACAUGGGAUCUCUCUCUGUUAUACUGAUAGCGGGCUAAAAGAAGAGCCUACUUUCUUCUUCUACUUCUCCUUCUUUUUUUUUUUUUUUUCUUCUUUUUUUUUUUACACUAAAUGAAGCGAGAUCUAAGAGACUCUUAAACAAGUUUCAAGCCAAAUGAGAAGAAAAGCAACUUCAUCAGGAAAAGCUAGAGAGCGACGAAGCAGAUCUCUGUCCCAGAAGUGGUUCUGCUGCCUCCCGCUGAACGAACAAUCUUCAAAGCGAACUUAGAUAAUCUCGUACUCAUGAUGCAACCUUUUCAGUUGGGUAUGCAGAGGUUGCCUGGGUACUUUCUCUGACUUCUUUUGUAUUGCUGUCUCUCUCUCUUUGUCUCUUCUUUCUGGUGCUACUUCACAUGAGAUCAGGAUGGACACUGGAGCGUUGAGGGUUUUCCGCCAUUCGGUAAUUUUUCUAUCGGGUUCCACUGUUUUCCAUUUUUACGCCCUUUUUUUUUUUUUUUUGUUGUUGGCGUCCGAAUGCUAACGGGAUUUGCUAAUUACACUGUUGAAUAAUGACACCCCUUCACUUAAGUUCAAAGAGUUUGAUUUUACCUUUAAAUCUAACUUUGAGUCACUAACGUGAGAAUUUCCUCUUUUUUUUUUUUUCUUAUGUGCUUUAAUCUAUUCCCUACCGAGUCUGAGAAACUCAAGUGCAGAAAGUUUUAAUUUUUUUUUUUAAAUUUAUUUAUUUUUUAUUUUUUUCACUGAAUCUGUCAGACCAAUCAGUUAAAUGUAGCCUGGGCUGCAAGAUUGAUGGAGAGUUUUUGAAACAGUAGAAAAUUCAUAAGUCAUUUGCAAAAUUGAAAAUAUCAAUCGUUUAUUUAUCAGAACUUAAAAUCUAAAAAAGAAAAUUUGUGUUUCUGGUUUCACUUUUCGGGCCCCCCUGGUAAAGAUUUGUCAAAAGCCUAAAACUAAAUUCAGAUUUUAAUCCAGUAGCGCCAUCCUACACUGAAAUCAGAAUUUUAUUUAAGAAUAUCUGCUAUUAAUUAAUAUUAACAGAAAGAGCUCUAGUUGUUUUGUACUCGUAUCAGUAUUCCCAUUGUUUGUGGAAGAGAAACGGGCCCACAGCAUCACGGAUCCACUACUGUACUUAACAGCAGGCACAAAACGGUUUUCAGCGUCUUCAUUCUUUCACACCAAGCCCACCUGGACUGAUUAAUGUGGGAAAAGCUUAAUAUUAAUCCUGUCUGACCAAAAUGCACAGCUUCUGAUCACUGUUCUAGAGCUAAUAGAAACUUAGUAAAUUAUAAAGUAAUGGACAAGUGUAAAUUAUGAAACGUCUAAGUUGCGUUUAGUUAAUUGAAAGAGGGACCAACGAUUGUUCCAGCUGUGACUUUGUUUAAAAACAAUCUUAACUUUCGUCCCCUCGCUGAAUAAAUGUACUGACAUUACAUGCUGGACUUUUCAACAUUUCUCUGUAAGAAAUUGUUUCUCUAAUAAAAGAUGAAUAUUU
Molecule: messenger RNA, 3859 nt
Organism: Poecilia latipinna (sailfin molly)
Lineage: Eukaryota; Metazoa; Chordata; Actinopteri; Cyprinodontiformes; Poeciliidae
Product: tyrosine-protein phosphatase non-receptor type 12-like
Exons: 15
Coding region: 19-2169 (716 amino acids)
Biological process (GO): protein dephosphorylation
Cellular component (GO): cytoplasm; nucleus
Molecular function (GO): non-membrane spanning protein tyrosine phosphatase activity
Source: RefSeq, a predicted model, not a curated record